AUGAUCGAGAACGUGGACUGGUUUGAAGUGAUUGAGAAUCUGGAGGAGGGUUUGUUUGAUAGUGACGACUGGCUGUCGGAGCUUUUACGCGAGGAGCCAAAGGAUGAUGUCAACGUUGCCGUGGAACCCGUGGAAGGCUCGGCGUCAGUUGCCGAAGAGUUGACUUUGGAUCCGUCACUGUUGACUCUUCCGACUUACACGGACUAUCCUCGCAGUUACACUCAGACAUUUGAACCUUAUGAUCUUCCGAUGGACCAUGUCUUUCCAAAUUUGACUCUGCAACAGAGUGUCUCUACAGAAGAUGAGAUACGAUUCACGCCGAGCACCAACUCGAUCCUGACUCCAUCGGGGUCAAGUGCGCAUUCUCAAAGUCCUCCAAGGGCAGUGAAUAAGAGUCAGAAACGCAAGCCGCGAUCAGACCGUAAACCAGAUCGAUCAGAUGUUCUUACUACAGAUCUUGCCCCCAAAAUCGCCUACAAGCAUGACCAAGGUGGUAACCUUCAGGGCGUAUUCACUGUUUCCGGACUGAAUACUAGGGUUAGAGGUCCGUUCACUGAAGAAGCUCGGAAGGCUACUGCGAUUGCAAGAAAGAGAGGUGUCUGUGAGAAGUGCCGCGGCAUGAAAGUUCGAUGCAUAAUGCCAGAGAAUCCCUAUGAACCAUGUCUCAGAUGCUCAAGACUGACGAUUCUGAAACGUCCAUGUAUCAGAGUUAAUCUUCACGAGCUUCCACUGCACCGACUGGGCUCUACACGCGACAACAAGCUGUACGAAUGGCUGUCCAUUAAGGAUGUCAUGAACGCAAGCCUAAACAUUGACCUCAAUCGACAUACAAUCAAGUUGACUCAAGGAUUCGACUGUGAGGUUGAGGUCACUGUGUCAAAGUUUCAGCCUUUGCCUGGCGACAAGACAUCAUAUCCCUGGAGAGACUCUGCAGGGAAUCAACGAAUGCUCGAGUUGCCGCACUACUACAUCGCCGACAUGGAUAGCCAUCAGAGGGUCAUUGAUCAGUACAACCAGAAAUCGUACAAAGUGUAUAUUCAGAGGCUUCUCAAAGGGAAGAGUCCGUUGAUGAUUUGGACGCUUCAGGAGGCAAUACGGUUCUCGGAAACUCACCAGAGCUCCCUUGUCAAGGAUAGUCUUCGGCUUUGGGCUGGAAGUCGGCUAACUGAGCUCCCAUGGAUGAUCUGCGGCGAACAUACCCUCGGUCAGAUUCCAGUUCAAGAUCUCGAAUGUCCCCGCAGUGGUACGAUACCGAUUCCUCCGAUCAUGGACACGCAAAUGGACCAUCUUGUCAUCAAAAACAUCAUGACCCCCCUGCGCCAACGGAUUCUUGCAGGCCUGCAGGCGAAGAUCAUGGAAAAGAAACGCGAGAACUGGUACGAGAUUUAUCUCACCACCUUUGUGCUUCUCAGCAACAUGGAGCGUCAAUUUGCUCAGGUUCUGUACAUAAUCGACUGGUAUGGAAUGGAGAGCCGAUUUGGCACAAGAGGAAACUCUUCCGUCAGCGAGUCAUUCAUCCACUCGUGCAAAUCACUCCUUGCGUUCUUUCACUAUGCUGGUGGAAGUCAUAAGCCACUAGCGCUAGACUGGAAAGGUCCAAAAGCACCUCUUGGGAUCAUGACACAGCAGCAGGCUGAGUACCUGGAUAAGACUCAGAAGCAGGUUGACCGCGAGGGCGAGAACUUGACCGGUUUGAAGACCGGGUCAAUUUACGAGAAGGAUAUGUAUUGGUGUCAUCAGUUGUUACUGGGUGAUUGCAAGGUUGAUGAGCAGAAUGAUCGGGAGAUUGAUGAACUCAAGGAGGAGGACUACAUCUUUCACUGA
Molecule: messenger RNA, 1824 nt
Organism: Fusarium oxysporum Fo47
Lineage: Eukaryota; Fungi; Ascomycota; Sordariomycetes; Hypocreales; Nectriaceae
Product: Zn(II)2Cys6 transcription factor domain-containing protein
Exons: 5
Coding region: 1-1824 (607 amino acids)
Biological process (GO): regulation of DNA-templated transcription
Molecular function (GO): DNA-binding transcription factor activity, RNA polymerase II-specific; zinc ion binding
Source: RefSeq, a predicted model, not a curated record